Messenger RNA from Patiria miniata (bat star), 1612 nucleotides. RefSeq lists its product as uncharacterized. The transcript has 3 exons. The coding region runs from base 171 to 842 and encodes 223 amino acids. Lineage: Eukaryota; Metazoa; Echinodermata; Asteroidea; Valvatida; Asterinidae. The record is from RefSeq and is a predicted model, not a curated record.
AGGCUGGAUCAACGUGGAUGAGCCAAUUCCACACAAUAACCAUUGUUGCGUUACUGUGGAAACUGUAUGACAACAAGAGGCCAUUUUGCAGACAUUAGGCUCAUUGUGCCAGGGAGUGGUGAAGUUCCCGUUUUGACACGGAUUCCAAAGUAAGGAACUGCUGGCUGGAAAUGAAAAACCCGCGUAAAAUGUUGGAGUUAGUUUUGGCUCUUGGGUUUGUUAGUACCCUCUCUUUGCUGCCCGUGCGAGGGAAGAUGUGUAGCGCCAUGAUCAAGGCUGCACCCGGUGAUGAUCUGACCGCGCUUCGUGACAAGGCUUUCGUGGCUUUCAGAACCGAGUGCCGUGGUAAACAAGGAAAUCUCGACGACACCAAAUCUUGCUCGUUCACUACGGAGCCGUCCAUGCCUCCAAUUGCCACGUUCAUCUUGCAGCCGAUGAGGGCGCCUUUCCGGUUGGACUUGGAAGUAAAAACCCCAAGCAGUGCCAAUGUAGUCUUGGCGGAGGAAAAGACAGAAGUAUCCGUCUUUGCCUGGAUAACCUUGGGUGGCUGGAGCGGAAAGAAGUCGGUCAUCCGAGCCUGUUUCGAUUGUCAAGACUUGUUGGGUGGGCGUUCAGUGGACAACGAGGAAGGUAUCGUAAGUGGCAUUGAGAGUCACCCCUUCUGGAUCGAGUACAAGCACGGCGUGGUGACCGUCGGCAAAGGAGGACAGGAGGAAGCUUUCUUGGAGUGGGACGCCGCUGCGUAUCAUCAGCGCAACAUAUCAAUUACCCCGGUGUACGUUGGUAUAAGUUCGUGGACAGGGGAAUCCGCGCACUGGGUUUUCCACCAUUUCUGUGCCUAAGAAAGGCAAAAGCAAUGGGCCUAAUUUUUGGGCUUAGGAGGUACGAAAAGAUGCAAUACGUAUAUUGAGGCAUUUUACCAAAUAUAUUUUAUUCUAAGAAUUAUAGAUUCAAAAAAAUCCUUCUGAAGUUUGGCAACCCAUAAAGUCACGUCAAUAAACUGAAGUUCAGUCUGUUGUUGGCAUGCACUAAAAAAUAGAGCACCCUUAUUCGUUUAACAUAAAUGGCAAAUUUGACGAUCCAUUUUUGAAAACGUCACAGUUGUUUUUACACAUGUGCUUAUGGGAGCCAAGUGGGGACGAGGUUGACACCCUACCUGACUUUCGUGAACCUUAUUUGAUAGUGAUCAAGCGAAAGUGAUGAAAUUAGACGUGGGGUAUGUCUUUCUGUUGAAAGUGUUCGCUUAUGUUUUUCAUUCACGCUUAUGGGUGCAGACUCUUAAAAGGCCCGAAAUUGAGCGUACACGUACACCGGCCAUAUCACGCCCACACAUUCCCCAGCAUUGGAGCAUUUUAGGGGCAUGAACUUGACAGUUUGUAAAAAAGAAGGGUUGAAGCCGUGAAGAGGACUGCGAGCUCAUGCGAAAUUCGCAUGAAAUUAGGCCCUAAAAUUGUUCUAUUUUGCAAUGAGCGUAGGAGUCCUUGGGGGGAUUGCGAUGGGGUUUAUGACUACUUUUAAGGGUGAUCCUCUUUGGAUGAAAUUUUCUUCCAAAGGUUAUCAGUUAACCCCCAAAAAUUGACAGAACAUGAAAGAUGAUGAAAUAUCGUGUCUU